CUCUGUCUCUUACAGCCCGCCUUCCUGGAUCUCUGAUCCCCAGGUGAAUGGGAGAUGCCACGGUCAUUCUUGGUGAAGAAUAGGAAGGCACACGCUUACCAUCACCGUGCAGUGGAUGACAGCGUCCUGGUGCCCAGGUGGGAUACAGGAACUUCAGCAGCGUUAUCUGCUGUUAUUUCCGGCGGCAGCAUCCCGGAAGAAAGCAAGGCCUUCCAGGCAGAUGAUGCACCAGGCUCUUCUCCAAAAGAAAAACAGGACUCCAAGGGGGUCAAGGAAGAACAUUUUCCUGUUCAGAAUGUAACACUGAUAGCUCCAAAGCAGCCAAAUCAAGAGAUGCCCAUCCUGACUUUAAAAGCCCAAGAUGAGAAUGCUCCCACUUUCUACAACUCCAGCUUUGCUUGGAAUGCCUUCUGUCCUCCAUAUGGGUACAGACCAAUGUCUUCUACCGUGCUGGAGCACUCCAUUCACCUGUAUGGGACCCCAGUCCUUCCUGCCACAGACCUCCCUCUUGACUACAGCAUGCAGUUCUCGCCCGACAUGGAGGCCUACCACUGUGUCAUAUGCAAUAAAAUGUUUUCUACCCCACAUGGCCUGGAGGUCCAUGUCCGAAGAUCACACAGCGGCACACGGCCUUUCGCUUGCAGCGUUUGUGGGAAAACCUUUGGGCACGCCGUGAGUUUGGAGCAACACACCAACAUCCACUCUCAGGAGAAAAGUUUUGAGUGCAAAAUGUGCGGGAAGACAUUCAAGCGGUCAUCCACCUUAUCUACUCACCUGCUGAUCCACUCGGACACCCGGCCGUACCCCUGCCAGUAUUGCGGGAAACGGUUCCACCAGAAGUCGGACAUGAAGAAACACACCUACAUUCACACAGGGGAGAAGCCACACAAAUGCCAAGUCUGUGGGAAAGCCUUCAGCCAAAGCUCUAAUCUCAUCACACACAGCCGGAAACACACCGGCUUCAAGCCAUUCAGCUGUGAGCUCUGUGAGAAAGGUUUCCAGCGCAAAGUGGACUUGCGGCGUCACCGGGAAAGCCAGCACAGCCUCAAGUGAAAGAGGAACCCCAUUGUGGAAUUAGCUAUGGCAGAGGGUCGGGAACGUUUAGCCCAAGAGCUGUAGACAGACCUUGGCCCAGAUUGUAAAUCCUGCCCACUUUGGUUCUAGCUCCGCCCACUCUUGCUUCUGAUUCCGCCUACUUUGGGCCCUGGCCUCACCCACCGGUGGGAUGUCGAUGCCAGACUGGAUCUAAAACCUUGCAGCCUUUAGCCCAUAAAAAGCCUUUCCCUGCCCUUUGAGUUAAGAACGGUGGAAAAGUAAUAAUAAUGCCUCCAAGAAAGAUUAUCUUUUUCACUCUCUUUCGCCAGGCCAAGACUGGGAGAAAAGAGUGGCAAGGAUCUGUAUUUGUUUCUCAAAGUCUGAGAGAGGGAUAGAAAGAGGGCAAGUGAGUCUGAAUUUACUGUACUUCUGUGGGCUUUGUCUGCAACGGUGCUCAGAUUACAAGGCUAAAAUAAAAGGAAGUGCUUAGUAGAAGUAACUGGGCUGUCCAGGCAAGGAAAAUCUGUAAAACUACCCAUAAAAACAAAUCAGACACCAGGUUUCUGUUCUGGGAAACAAACAGUCUCAUGUUCAGGACAUUUCCAUCUCUAUCAAUGAUUUACACGGUCCGUUGUGCAAAGGUAUCAUGAUUUUGCGUCUGUGUUUGAAUCUGUGUUUCCUGAAAAAAAGAAA
Molecule: messenger RNA, 1728 nt
Organism: Candoia aspera
Lineage: Eukaryota; Metazoa; Chordata; Lepidosauria; Squamata; Candoiidae
Gene: GFI1B
Product: growth factor independent 1B transcriptional repressor
Exons: 6
Coding region: 55-1053 (332 amino acids)
Biological process (GO): regulation of transcription by RNA polymerase II
Molecular function (GO): DNA-binding transcription factor activity, RNA polymerase II-specific; RNA polymerase II cis-regulatory region sequence-specific DNA binding
Source: RefSeq, a predicted model, not a curated record